AUGGCCGAUCCACCUGAUCUCUGGGCGAAAGCCUACGAGCGACUCCCUGGCGAUGUCCGAAAAUGGCUGUCCAGCUUGGAUGCCGCAGGUGCACAGCCGGGCCAGACAGAUGCCCAGUUCAUUGACGGUCUCAUCCGUCAGGCCCAAGAAAAGGAGCUGGAACUGGAGAAGAACCGUCACAAAUUCUCUUUGAAAGCUGGAAAACACAGGCUCGAACUCAGGCCGCUUUUCAACAGCAUGAUCAAAUGGCUUGAUAAGGUCAAGGGCAUCGGCGAUAUCGUCUCUUCAUUCGAUCCUGUUCAUGCGGCCCUUCCUUGGGCUGCUUUCCGGCUUGUCUUGCAGCAUUUGGUCGCAGAGCAAGAGCACUCCGACAAGUUCAUGAAGCUUCUUGCAUCCAUGCCGCGCUUGCUCUUCACAGGCCGUAUUUUUGAAAUGGUCUACUCGAAGAGGUCCAUGGAUCUUGAACAGCAGCAAAACGAUACUCAAAUUGGCCAUGAAUCUGUUGAACACUUACAUCAUGAGCUGGUGGACCUUUACACUGGACUUUUGAGCGCUCUUCAGUUUUGUUACUUACUCUUCACCAAGACCAAGACUAUGCGGAAGGUGGCCGCGAUUCUCAACAGUUCUAAACCAGGAGAAAGCUUUGUCCAGCUAGAAGAGCAGCACAAAAGGGUAAUCAGCAGCGGCGACGAUUGCAAAAACAUCUCGAGCCACCGAUUGGAUCAGAAAUAUCAGAGUUUGCUUGAAGACCAUCAGACAUCGUUGCACAGUUGA
Messenger RNA from Colletotrichum chrysophilum, 774 nucleotides. RefSeq lists its product as uncharacterized. The record is from RefSeq and is a predicted model, not a curated record. Lineage: Eukaryota; Fungi; Ascomycota; Sordariomycetes; Glomerellales; Glomerellaceae. The transcript is spliced from 2 exons. The coding region runs from base 1 to 774 and encodes 257 amino acids.